UUCAUCUCCUUCAACAUAUUUUGUGUUUUAGAGACUUGACAGUUCAUUAAAGGUUGAUCAAUUUUAAUGCUAAAAACAUUCUUGUAUCAGAUGAAUGAAGGAACUUGACAGAACAGGUUUGUCUUGGCGUGUAACAUUCUGAGAACAAGUGAAGCAUUUUCACAGCAAGUGCUCUGCGAAAGUGGCAGUUCACAGAAACAAUGAAAGCAAGCUUUAAAGAAAUGCGGCAAAAAAGGCAAGUGAGGGAUGGUACUGUGGAGUCCCUCACUUCUGAUUUAACAGAAGAGAAAAGUAAGCGGCUCUGUGCUUUGCUGGGGAACGUGGAACUGUCUCUUCUCUACAAAGCUUCAGUUCAUGGAUAUCAAGCUCCUGCCUUCCACCAGAGAUGUGACCGUCAGGGUCCCACUUUACUCGUAGCCUACAACCGUUCAGGCUACAUCUUUGGUGGAUACACUAGUGUGGAUUAUGCUCAGAGUGGGCAGUAUAUUACUGAUGAGGACAUAUUCGUGUUCAGUUUUCAGGGCAAGAUCCCCAUUUGCAUCAAAAUUAACAGUGGAAAUUAUGCACGUGUUGAUGAUGCUGGAGUGCCCAACUUUGGUCAACAGCUGUACUUUUGCUACAACAACCAACCAGUUGUGUAUAACUCGGGAGGCAAUGCAUUCAGUGUUAAUACCACAACAAUGUAUGGGAACGACACUCAAUUGAGUGAAUGUGAGGUGUACAAAGUGGAGCAAAGCUCUCAAGUCAGUACUGAGGGGAAACCUUGGAGGAAUGUUCUGUGGACAGCGGAGCGAAAAGAUGAGCUCAUGGAAACGAUCAGGAACCAUAAACCUGUGAUGGCAUCGGUGAGUCGAGUCCGAAUCCUAAUGAUCGGUCCUGUAGGAGCUGGAAAAUCCAGUUUCUUCAACUCCAUCAACUCCAUCUUCAUGGGCCGCAUUACCAGCAAAGCCAUAUCAGGAUCUGCAGGCACUAGCCUCACCACACAGUUUCGCACAUAUCCAGUGAAUGACGGCCGUGAGGGAAAACCAUUGCCAUUUGUGUUGUGUGACACCAUGGGACUCGAGGAGCAAACAGGUGCAGGACUGGAUAUUGAGGACAUCAGCAGCAUUCUUCAAGGACACGUACCUGACCGCUAUAAAUUCAACCCCACAACACCGUUUCAAGCUGAUGAGCAGAAGUCUUCCAGACCUGCAUCUCUUCAGGAGAAGAUCCACUGUGUGGUGUAUGUGAUAGAUGCCACCAAAAUCUCCCUCAUGUCUGACAAACUACAGGAAAAACUGGCUUCCAUACGCAGAAAAGUGAACUCACGGGGCAUCGCUCAGAUCGUCUUGAUGACAAAAGUAGAUGAAGCAUGUCCUCUAGUGGAGGAAAAUCUUCAAAGUGUUUAUGUCAGUUCCUACAUCAAGUCGAAGGUGCAGGAGGUGAGCUCUGGGUUGGGUGUGCCGGUGUCUUGUGUGUUACCGGUGAAGAACUACAGUCAGGAGCUGGAGCUGGAGCUCAACUGUGACGUCCUGCUGCUCACCGCUCUACAGCAGAUGCUCAACUUCGCAGACGACUAUCUGGAUGAUGCUGGUCAAAUGGAGGACAAUAUAUAUAUAUAGAUUUGGGUAAUGUGGUUUCAGUUGAGACUAGAAUGUAGUAGAAAAUAUGGGUAUGGUCAAUUAAGUAAUUUGAUGGUAAUCUGUAACAACUGUAGUCAAAUCUGUUAGUUACUUAUUGUGGCAAUAAUUAAGCAACCAAACUGCUUUAAAAGUAAUAAUAGAAUGGUGAGUGGGUGGUACUAAAAACUGUUAACAUGCACUGUUAACAGUUAUAUAUAUAGAUCAGUGUUAAAAACACAUUUUCCACAAAAUGUACGUUAUUUUUACUCCUCUAUGCCCCGCCUUCUGAAAUGUAUUGAUUUUUACAAAGCUCAUCGGUCUGAAAAGCGAGGUGUGCUCUGAUUGGCUAGCUGUCUAGUACGUUGUUUUUUGGCUGAAUAAAACCCAUUACAAACAAGGCAUUUGUUGCAUCCAGUGGGGACAUAAUUACUUUUUUUUUUUUUUUUUUUUACACAUUACGUAUCCCGCAGUGUAAACACAAAACCAGGUUCCAUGUCUGCAUUUGUAAUCGGAGAAAUGAGAAACAACAAGCUGUACUCUACACUGCUCAGAACUAACGUUUGAAUCAUCAGCCUUUGUGUGUAGACCGCAUUGUAGCCUACUUUGCAGGUUCAGAAAAAUAGUACUCCAUAAAAUGAGCUGCACACAUCUGAAUAUUUGGGUUGAACUGUUCUGGAACAGUGUUGUAAAUACAACUUAACCACUGAUUUCAAGUUGUGUCCUCUUUUGGAAGACCAAAGAAAGUAUUUUCGCUUCAGAAAAUGAAAAUAAGGGACGAGUGUGAUUCUUUAUCAGAAAAUAAGGGACAGAAAAUAUUUGUUCUGUACCACAGUGUGUCAUUUCCGUUUCUACAGUUAUGUGUAUAAAACAUUGUCAAAAAAUAAUCAC
Molecule: messenger RNA, 2489 nt
Organism: Carassius gibelio (silver crucian carp)
Lineage: Eukaryota; Metazoa; Chordata; Actinopteri; Cypriniformes; Cyprinidae
Product: interferon-induced protein 44-like
Exons: 9
Coding region: 201-1601 (466 amino acids)
Molecular function (GO): GTP binding
Source: RefSeq, a predicted model, not a curated record